CCGGGUGGUCCUGGUGGUCCUGGUGGUCCUGGUGGUCCUGGCGGCGGUGGAGGAGAAGGCAAUCAAGCCUAUGGAAGGCGAAACGUGAGGCUGGCACCGGAAGUGAACCGCAUCUUGUACGUCCGCAACUUGCCCUACAAAAUUAGUGCGGAUGAACUGUAUGAUAUCUUUGGAAAGUACGGUUCACUUCGCCAAAUCCGCCGUGGUAAUGGUCCAGAGACCAGAGGAACCUGCUUCGUGGUGUACGACGACAUCUAUGAUGCCAAAAAUGCUAUGGAUCACUUGAGUGGUUUCAACGUGGCUGGUCGGUAUUUGGUGCUGCUCUAUUACAACCCACAGAAGAUGCAGGCAAAGGUGGAUGCCAAGAGCAAACGGGACCAGAUUGAAGCUCUCAAGAAGAAGUUCCUAUGAGCUGGAGACAGACUCCAUGCGAUGUGAAGCGAUUCGCUGUUCAAAGCUGGUGCAUCCGUUGGGUUGACGUUGAGGGUGCUUGACACUUUCAAGGUUUGUUAG
Messenger RNA from Cladocopium goreaui, 513 nucleotides. The record is from the annotation of a GenBank genome assembly. NCBI's taxonomy places the organism in Eukaryota, Dinophyceae, Suessiales, Symbiodiniaceae.